Molecule: messenger RNA, 4760 nt
Organism: Zerene cesonia (dogface butterfly)
Lineage: Eukaryota; Metazoa; Arthropoda; Insecta; Lepidoptera; Pieridae
Exons: 5
Coding region: 330-1478 (382 amino acids)
Source: RefSeq, a predicted model, not a curated record
AGAAAUCCGCUUCGCCUUCUAGUGAAGUGAAGCAUUUUAACGUUUACAACGCAUAUUUUUACUGAAAACUUUACCCAAAAACGUAUAUAACUUAAUUUAAAAUAAAAGUCAACAGCUAUUCAGAUAGCAUAAGUUUUAUAUAAUGUUUAUAUAAUUUUUUCUUAGGGCGUAAGGUGUUCCGUCAUAAAUAUUGAUUUGUUUGGGGAUCAAAGAAAUCGUUUUAAAAUGUGAAGGAACUGUCUAAACCCUUUGGUUGGUUCAUGCUAUCCGCGUUAUAACUAAAUAAUGAGAGAAAAGUUUCAUUGGGUAGAAGCAAGAAUGCAUUCAAGAUGAAAACUAAAAGUUUCUUGUUGUUUUCGACGUCGGUUUUCGCGAUAAGUAUAUUCCUGAUAGUAUUUCACUCGCAACCGCCACAGUCUUUUCAAAAUAUUGUUUCACAAACGCAUCAACAUAUUAAGGACUUUCAGGAACAGUUACGAGAUGUGGAGGAAAGACACCUGGUGCAAGAGGAGCGAUACCUAGCGCUGGUGGGGCUGUCUGGACACGUGGAGGCUUGGAAGAACACCACACUGCCUGUCAUUGUGACACACGCUAGGAAUGAUGAGCAUGCUCUCGUGGUAGCAUUUAUACGGGCAGUGCAGAAGUUGCCAUACACUAUACUUGUCUAUAAUAUUGGCCUCAAACCAUACUCUUUGAAUGUGGUAUCAAACUACUGUAAUUCUUCAAAAUGUGCAGUGAUGGACUUCGAUCUCAGCAUGUUUCCCUCUCAUGUUGCUGAUGAGAGCAUCACAGCCUUCCGACCCCUCAUCAUACAGCACGCACUGAGCCGCGUGGGUGGGGUAAUAUAUUGCGAGACGACGCAGCGUUGGCGCGGCACGGCCGCCGCGCUCGCGGACGUGUGGCGGCGCGCGGCCGGCGAGGGGGCGGCGCCGGGGUCGGGGAGCGGGGAGGCCGCGGGGCCGCUGGGCGUGGUCGCGUGGCCGCGGCGCGCCGCCGUGACGUCGCUGACGCACCCGCACAUGUUCACGUACUUCCACGCGGACGUGGACGACUUCCUGUUCGUGCAGAUGCUGGACACGUCGCGGCUCGUGCUGGCGGCGCGCCCGCGCCUCGCCGACGUCAUGCGCCCCUGGGUGCAGUGCGCGCUCACCAGCGAUUGCAUCAUGCCUGUCGGCGCGCAGUCGGACGGGUGCCGGUUCGACAAGAAGCCGCAGUACCGCUACUCGGGGUGCCACGGGCAGGACGCGUCGGCACUGAGCAUCAUCCUGGGGCUGCGCAGCGGGUUCGAGGAGGGCGGGUACGCGGCGCGCGCGCACCCCGCGCCCUGGGGCCGCGCCUCCGCGCGCGCCGCCAGCACGCUGCUCGCGCAGCUCGAGCGCAACGCCACCACCACGCCCGCCGACGCCGACGAGCGCACCGACCGCGCCGACCGCGCCGACCGCGCCGACCGCACCGACCGGACGGACCGCGACGUCUAGCGCCUCCCCUCCGCACCGCCCUCCCGCGCAUCCGAAACCACUCCUACUGUUCAAUCAAGAUAAAUCAAUUGACUGGCGACAAACAUGUCGCCGGAGGAAUGAAGGUUGAAUGCUUCGACCCAAACUCUUUAUUGAUUUCCAAACGAGAUGGUAUAGCGCGAUAUGAAAAUAAGUGCCAUCAGCUACAGGGAAGAAGUGAUUGAACGUCGGUAUUGGAUAUGAAGCGUGCGGCGGUGGCGCCAUCUGCCCGACUCCCACAAGACGACCGUUGGCGAGCACUCCCGGUUCUCGAACAUUAUAUUAUAACCGAUAUAUAUAACGACUUACGAGUAGUGGUUUAUACGAAUAUUCGGUUCGAAUACUAAGUGAUGAACGAUAUCUGCGCUGUUGUGAUGUAACCUGAGUUAUGUUUUUGUACAAAAUUAUUGUUAAGUUUAUGCAAUUGGAAUGAAUCGAAUCACGUUAUAUUCCGUAAUAGAUAAAAUGUUGUGAAUUUGUUUAUAUUAAAGAUAGUGGGAACAAGGAACCUGAAUGUAUUGCCUAAAAUAAUUGUCACACUGAGAUUCUGUACUGUGAUAAAUCACUGUUAAGUCUAUUAAAAGUAUAGAUAUGUGUGCUAUAUCCAUGACAUUAGGGCACAACCUGGUGAAUGUUAUAUUUCAUAGCAAUAUAACAUGUUAAUAUUGAGUGAGUAACUUAUUCAUUUAAUUUAGUGUCACUUGUUACUAAACUUUAAAUAAAAAUAAUGUACUUUAAUUUAUUUUACACAUAAGGUUUUUGAAAUAUAAAUAUUUUAUUGCAAAUAAAAAAGCAGAAGAAACGUCGGUUCAUUCCAAUCCGCACGCGUCGCUGGUUGUAUGGUUUUUUGUAAAUAUAUGAUUAUGUUAUUGAUAAGCAUCACUGCAUGACAACAUUGUAUUGAACGCAAGCACAAAAAUAUGAUCUCAAAAUUUAAGUUCCUGGAACUUUUGCUAUAUUCCUUGUACAUUAUUUGGUAUUCACUUUGUAUAGUUUUCUUUUAUUAUAUUUUUUAUAAUAAUUGCAAUUAUUUAGGGUCAACAGUCACUGGCGACUUGAUUUUUACAAGUUAUACAACGUUAUAAAAGGAAUGAGUUUCAUUUAUAAUAUUAUACAUCAUUUUAUGAAACUGAGAUACCGUAAUUAGAUCUGAUCAUCAUAAAAGUUUCCGCAGUGAAAGUCAAGUUUUAACCACAUAAUAUUUUGUAUUACAAAUAUUUGUAUUUAAAUUUGUAAACCAUUUCGUUUAAUCUACAAUUUUAUACCACUUGUAUACGUAUCAAACUUGUAUAACGCCUUUUUUUUUUCAUCAUAUGGUAUCAGAGGACCAUUUUAUGUUAUUGUUUAAUACACGCAAUUUUAUUUAGUGUAAUUAUUUGCUUUUCGAUUAUCAUACGUGUUCAUUAUCGUUUAGAAUAUAUUUUUGUGUAUCAUACAAGCAAUAGUAGAGUAGAGGGCUGUUUUAUAAAAAAGCAUUUAGAUUUAAACAUAGCAUAGUGUUGGAAGUUGUGUGUAAAAUAACACGGAAUGCAUAUGUUUUGGUUGUCAAUUGUAAAAAAAACUCAAAUUUAAUUUUUUUUCUACAUUUCUAUGUAGAUCUUAUAUGGUAACAUUAAAAUUCAAAAGUAAAAAUAAACAUAAUUGAAACAGCGGAAUAUCUUAAAUUCACGUUAUUUUAUACAUCGCUCUUUCUACACGUAUAAUUGACAUUAUUUACCUGCAUAGCAGAAGAUUAUUUAUGACAUUUAAUCAUUUGCGCAUAAUUUUGAAUAUAUAGCUUCAAAUGUAUCCAAGUACAACUUUAGUGAGAUUUUGUCUAUACAAUAUUUACUUUAUAUAGUAAAACAGCAAAUAGUAUAGCAGAUAAUAGUUAUAAUACAUAACUGAUAGUAUGUUUUAAAUACUUAAACGAUUCGAAAAAUUGUCCCUAUUGUUGCUAAUAUUAGCUAUAAUUUAAUGUAUUCCAAUUUUAAAGGCAUCUAUGUAUUCAGUAUUAAGUAUUUAUUACAUUCAGCAAAAGAAAAUCUGUAUAAUUCGUGCUAGACAAGUUCUGCAAAAUGUAACAAUAGUUUUUAUAUGUUUUAUAAGAAGGUCAUUUUCAUGUCUAAGAAGACUUACUACCUUACGUAGCCAUGUUGCAGUUAUAGAAAAUCCUCAUACAACUGUGGCAUCUUACGCAGUCCACAUACACCCGGAAUGGCUUGAAGGGUUCGUAAUCUGAAUUCAUAUAAUUAUCAGAAAGACCGGAAUAUCUUACGGUAUCACCAUGUUCCAUACAUAUUUUGAUUCAAAAGAUUAAUUAACAAAAUUGUUCCUGUUUAUGCUUUUAUUACUGUGUAUGUUUCAUUCGAUUACUAAAGGAUGAAACCAAUAUUUCCUUUUUUCAUUAAUUAUUGUUAUUUAUACAUAAAAUAAAUGUCAUAAGAAACAAUUCUGGCCUAAAAAUAGAAGAUUUCUGAUUAUUAUAAAAAAUUAAAAUAUGUGUUGUACAUGCUACUGAGAAUCAGAUUAUGGAUAGAGAAUCUGACGAGAAUCUGAGAAUUCAGAUGGGCAAUCCCACUUUAGGCCAGCCUCAAACUUCAUUUAUCAUUAGUUAUCGCUGUAAAGCUCGCGAUGUAUGUUAAUUGUUCGAAUUAAUUAUAAAAUCCCUCGUGGCUCGUCCUUGAUGGUGCGUUUUCGCUUUUGUUUUGCAACAACUUUGAUUUUCUUCUCGUGAUAUUGAAAUGUGUUAUGUAAAAAUAUAACUUAGCGCAAUUAAAUUAGGAUAUUCCAUACCAUUCCGAGCAUUAAUGAAGCAUUUGCUGAAAUUGCGGUGGCCUGGCGUCGCUUCAGUAAUGCCGCUCACUCGCAUCUGUAUGAAUACGCAAACCUACAAGUGUGUGGAUUUACAAAUGUUUUUUCCUACACGCGUUGUUCGAAUGUUUGCAUGCAAGCGAGUCACCCGAGUUACGCUAUUGUAUAUUGUCGAACGCGAACUAGUCUUUUCAUACUUUAUUGUUAUAAAAUAAUAAAUGCGCUUGUCCUAAGGUCCAAUAAUUUUAGUAUAUUUAAUGUUGUAUCUUGUGCAAUAAUAAUAUAAUUUAAAGUUUUUGUAAAUUUGUUCGAUAUUAAGACUUGCAAAAGACAAAUUAUUAUCUGUUUUCUGAUAACAAUAUUGUGUAUACUUAGGAAUAUGACUGCUAGAAAAAUGUAAGACGUCUCCAGAACGAAUCGCUUUAUUCUAUCCCACCCAGCCAUUAAUGUUGUAAUUGUUUCGUCAAUUAA